Messenger RNA from Laccaria bicolor S238N-H82, 915 nucleotides. RefSeq lists its product as uncharacterized. NCBI's taxonomy places the organism in Eukaryota, Fungi, Basidiomycota, Agaricomycetes, Agaricales, Hydnangiaceae. The record is from RefSeq and is a predicted model, not a curated record. Bases 1 to 915 code for a protein of 304 amino acids. The transcript has 2 exons.
AUGCCAGAAAAGAAGACUGCUUCAAAGAAGAAGCCUAUCAGUCAGGCACCACCCAUGGUAACGCCGCCAGCGCCCGCAUCCGCAUCCGCAUCAAAACCAGCAGCAGCAUCAUCGCCACCACCACCAGUAUUGGAAGAGAGCCUGGCAAAGCUCAUCACUCUCACCACGUCAUUGCCGGACUUGCCAUUAGGCCUCAUUUGGGUGCACGCCUUUAGGGAAGGGUCGAGGGAUGGAUUUCGAAGGGGAACAGAGCUUUUCAAGGACAAGGAUGUGAAGCAGGCAUUUCGUGAUGGUGGAGAUGAAGGACUUCCCGAGGGACACACCUGCACUGCCAACAAGCUCGACGCUAUGGUUCAGGUUGAUUCUGUUGAGGCUCGCCCACCUUCUGUUGACGCUGCUAUUCAGGUUUCCCCCUCACAUCACACUUCCUCAUCCCAGACCACUCUGCCUCUUCUUGUCAAUGCUGAAGCUCAAGCCCAGCUUAUGGAUUUGCCCCCUGCUGCCACCACUGCUCCUACCUUGGAUCCCCCAGCCCUUGAUUGGUCUGACGCCACCUCCAUACCUAUUGUCCCCAUAUUCCCUAAAAACCAACCUCACCAUGACCUUUCUGCCCUCUGCACCACCAACCCCAACCCCUUCAGCUCGUUAGCCCAUCGGAAUCGCUGUUCUCGAUUGCCAUUGGGAAAGUGUGACAUUUCUGGGCCCCGGCCACCAUUCCAACCACGUCGAACCCCACCAGUCUUCCCUGUCUUUCAAACUGUUCCUCAUCAACACUUCAUUCCGGUCUUGAACCUCACUGCACUGCCAUUGCCAUCAACCCCAUUGAAGAUUCCUAUGGCUCUUGAUUGGGAAUCUGAUCCACACCUCUCAGAUUUGAGUCAAGCUUUGAAGGCACUUGGUUGGAUUCAUCGGUGA